AUGAGAGAAUGGACCGGAGCGCGCGAUCCUGCCCAGUGCCUUACCUCUCGAUGGAGAUUCUCGGAUGAUGUGCGUAUACCUGAGACAGCGACAACUAGAUGGCGUCCGAAAGCGUGCAUUCAUUUCCAACAAACUCCAUCUGCGGCCUCAGGUUUCGGUGAAGAGUCGAGGGCCAUGGUACGCGUACGGGAAGUCACGAGGUUAGCCUCAUUUCUCUCUUCGUCAAUGCUGUCGCACGCCUCUCGCUUCUCCCUUGCACACAACCCAAGGCUAUCUAGCGUCAAUACUCUCACCGUCCAUGCAAACUUCUAG
Messenger RNA from Alternaria burnsii, 312 nucleotides. RefSeq lists its product as uncharacterized. Lineage: Eukaryota; Fungi; Ascomycota; Dothideomycetes; Pleosporales; Pleosporaceae. The transcript is spliced from 2 exons. Bases 1 to 312 code for a protein of 103 amino acids. The record is from RefSeq and is a predicted model, not a curated record.